AUGAGUUACGGGUCGCCUUACGGGACUCCCCAUCGAGGAGGCGAUGCGGGUUAUUAUUACGACGUACAGAGCCCCUCACCAACACCUUCUCCACGUCACUACCCAUUUUACCAGCGACCGGCUACCGGAGCUCAUGUUCGUAAUGCUAGCAGCGGCAUCCCCGACUACCGACCGUCGACUGCCUUCUCGCCCCGGUACACGAGCACCGGCGAGUAUGCCACCGGCCCAAGCCCGAAUGUGAGUUCGCGAAAGCACAGUUUCUCAAUAGGGUCGCAUCAUAUGCCUCGGCGCGAGCUUCGGACCUCAUUCUCAUAUAAUCGGGCCUCUCAUGGGGAUUCCGACGAGGACGAGAUUGUCGAGAUCGAUGGGUACAGAUGCGUGUUGAUAGGGGAGUCCAAGAGUCGCAAGCGCAGAGAGUCUUUCUAUGCUGCUCCGGGACAUGGCACUGAUCACUACUACCGUUCGCAGGGCAUGCCGUCGUCGUUCUACGAGAAAGAAAGGGCCGAGUACCCCUCCUACGAGGAGCCUCCAGCCCGCUCUGCUACGAGGAUCGGUCACCACACCCGUCGCUCUUCAUCCACCGCUGUACCCAUCCAGCGCCCCGCUACUACACGCCCCUCUAGCUCGCACAAGAAGAAGACUGUUACCUCGGUACCAAAGAAGGCCACCGAGGCGGAUGCCCGGAAGCAUCGGAUCCCCCCUGGAUAUUCCCUCAAGAACUGGGAUCCCGCCGAGGAACCAAUCAUGCUGUUAGGUAGUGUUUUCGACUCAAACUCAUUGGGAAAGUGGAUCUACGAUUGGACCGUUCACCACCACGGAGCUGCCACUCCCAUUGCCGAUGUGGCUGGUGAACUAUGGGUUCUUCUGAUUCAACUCUCUGGCAAGAUAAAGCGCGCCGAAGAAGUUGUGCCAGAGGUCAGGACCCAAGCCAAUAAGGAGAUGAUUGAAGAUUUUAUUGAAUCAGGCGAACGCCUGACAGACAAGCUUCGCGUUCUACUUAAGAAAUGCGAGGCCCCUAUGCUAAGGUCUUCCAAAACCAAGGAAGCAUCUCACCUCGGGCAGAAUGCCGGAGUGGAGUUCGUCAGGACCAUUUUCGGCCGUGAGAGAGAGCUUGAGCGUACCGAGGCUUUUAUGCAGCAAGUUCGUCUCUGGAACCUGCGGUUUGAUGCAAACUGCGAGGACAUUUUGAAGAGGCCCAAGCAAUAG
Daldinia caldariorum is the source of this 1206-nucleotide messenger RNA. RefSeq lists its product as uncharacterized. NCBI's taxonomy places the organism in Eukaryota, Fungi, Ascomycota, Sordariomycetes, Xylariales, Hypoxylaceae. The transcript has a single exon. The coding region runs from base 1 to 1206 and encodes 401 amino acids. The record is from RefSeq and is a predicted model, not a curated record.